GAUUAAAAGCCUGAGUCUGAGAUUCAGUCAAAGUCUUGCCUCGGUGGCUGUGUGUGCGCUCACGGGCUGCAAAGGGGGAGUCGGAUGGAGGAGUGUCCAGCGACCGCCCCCUGUUCCGAGCGGUCCCUACGUAGCCGCUCCCAUUGGCUGGCGUUCCAGAGACCCCAGCCAAUCCAUUCAGGGGUUAGUGAUUUUCCCGAGCCGGAUGAGACCAAUUCCCCUCCCCAUCAGAAGCGAGGGUUACCCGGGGAACCGCAGACGGAACUGAUCCGGUGACCGGCGGACAUAAGUAUGGAGCUGCCUCUUCCGUUUAUGUUGGAUGCUGAUGCCCAGAAGCCCCCCAUGGGAAAAUGGUCAACGCCAUCCUUCGACCCUCGCUUCCCCAACCAGAACCAGACCCGUAACUGCUACCAGAACUUCCUGGACUACCACCGCUGCGUCAAGGCCAUGAACCGCCGCGGGAAGAGCACGGAGCCCUGCGCGUACUAUUUCCGCGUGUACCGCUCGCUGUGCCCAAUCAGCUGGGUGCAGCGCUGGAAUGAGCAGAUCAAAGAAGGCACCUUCGCUGGCAAAAUCUGACUGCUCGCGGCUUCCUCUCCGAAGAUACGCCCCUGUAGGCCGGCAUCUUCACGCCUCUCCGAGACCCGAGUUCGGUGACCACUCAACCCCGCAAUCUCUAAGCCGCAAAUAAAGUUAUA
Nycticebus coucang (slow loris) is the source of this 698-nucleotide messenger RNA. Its product is annotated as cytochrome c oxidase subunit 6B2. The coding region runs from base 292 to 579 and encodes 95 amino acids. The transcript has 4 exons. Gene Ontology annotation, cellular component: mitochondrion; mitochondrial crista; respiratory chain complex IV. NCBI's taxonomy places the organism in Eukaryota, Metazoa, Chordata, Mammalia, Primates, Lorisidae. The record is from RefSeq and is a predicted model, not a curated record.